Messenger RNA from Fusarium subglutinans, 3696 nucleotides. RefSeq names its product aminodeoxychorismate synthase. The coding region runs from base 1 to 3696 and encodes 1231 amino acids. Gene Ontology annotation, molecular function: translation initiation factor activity; RNA binding. Lineage: Eukaryota; Fungi; Ascomycota; Sordariomycetes; Hypocreales; Nectriaceae. Gene Ontology annotation, biological process: translational initiation. The transcript is spliced from 4 exons. The record is from RefSeq and is a predicted model, not a curated record.
AUGGAUCAGCCGUACGAGCUACACGGAAGGCGUAAUGAAGGCUGGGGUACCCAAAUCUCUGACUAUAAGAUCAGAGCGGCUUCACGUCAAACGGUGGCAUACAGUAGUCGAGGCAGGACGACAAACGACAAGACGAAGCGCAAACAGUAUCUAGCAAAGAGUCUCGACGAAUAUGCCCGCUUUGAAGAGCUCGUUGAAGCUGAUAUCUCAGACUCUGAAGAUGACGACGACGACUUAGAUGACGACGACGACGAGCCAGGUGAAGACCCGGAGAACGGGAGCAGCAACCGGACAUUCACGUCGGAACUCGCCCAAGACUUGAUCGAUGAUAUAAUGCAAGCUUGUGGACCUGUUCCAACGCUUGAUUCUAUUGACAGUUCGCACCAGAGAAGAAUUCGCCAGCAUGACGAAUGGUACAUGAGUGUACUGGAUAGCCUCUUUCACGAGCUAUCCAAUUAUCCACCACAAGCAAUCGACUCGUCUCCGUUUGGCGACAGCGUCUAUUUCUGGAUGCUAGCAAACUACAACGAGAGUAGCCGAAAGGCCCUCUUAUCGCUCCUCCUACAUCCACAUGUGCGGUCAUUUCGCGUUCGGUCCGCGAUAGGAGGAAACGACUGGAGUGACCUGAACACUAGACUGGAAUCGUUCUCCCUUGCAAAAGACAUGUCAAAGAUACCUUCCGUCGUUGGGACAUACUUUCUCCAUGGGCAGCAUCGCUCAGGAGGUCUCCUUUCUAGGGACAUGGGUUAUGUUGGGCAAGCUCGAUCACUCAAAGAUCCGUCAAAGGCGCAUAUUGGCUUCAGGCGACGUGCUGCUGCUCACUGGGUUCGCAUUCAGGAUAUUAAAGAGACCCGGACAAGAGCUGGCCCGCUAAAAGAGAGUAUUAGAUCUCACUACUUUCUUUGGGCCCAUCGUCGAAUCUCUCAUGAAGAUAUUGAACAUGUAUCGAUGGCUCUGUUGACAGUAAUGCCAUUUCCCAGGUCGCAUAUGCACCGCUCGUCUCUUCACCUACCAUUUCUCCUUACCUUAGCUGAAACGAUAGACAUGAUAUUGCUCGGCACAACAUCCAAUAUUAUGUCUGAUCAUUCCAAGAUGGAGUUUGGUUGGUUGUUCGGUCAUAAAUGUAGACCGAGUCACUUGCCAGCAUCGCCAUUCGAAGGACUCAACCGCGCCCUUCCUGUCAAACAGUCACAUCGAAACUUCGGAGCAUUGAUGUCAAGUGUCAACUGGACCCCGAAUGAGGCGGCCACAUUCUUGGAUGUUAUUGAAAGGAAUUACAGGACGAUUUACCGUUCGCACCCAAAACGCAUUGACUGGGAACAUCUCCUUUGCCUACUUGAGAAACAAGGAAUCCGAAAAACGAAGAGACAAGCCUACAGCCUGUAUAAAAGUCUCAGUUUACAUCCAGAUUCGGGGCUACUGACACUCAGAUGGGCUACCUGGCGACGACGCUGGGAGGUAAUUACUGCUUUGAAGAAGUUCCUCACGGAAAAGGACCUCAUCAGUCACCCGGUUAGCGACGAUGAUAUUUACUACCAUAUCCCAAAGCUUGAAGGCAAAAUCAUCGAGAGACAUACUCUCCGCAUAUUCCUCGAGACUGAAGGGUUCCUCUCUGACUGGUCGAGCGUUGACUCAUAUACGAUUUGUUCACUCCUCCCCUCCCUUCUUCAUAAAACAGUAUGGGAAAAGAUCAAUGGAGUCCGAAGAGCGCGCCAUAAUAUGACCUGGACUUGGACCGAACUUCUUCGAAUAUGGCAUCAGGCUCGAGCUCAACUGCUGUCAGAUGGCGUACCUGUAACCCGGCUUCCAAUCAGAGGACCUAUUAGCAUCGUAUCCACCUGGGUGGAGUACCACGACACCAUCGGUGACGCAAACAUUCUCUCCACUUGGGCCUAUGAUGCAUGGAAGGAUACUGGCAAAAGACUCGAGGCCCCCGACAGAAUUCAGAUAGACCCGAGGCUUUUCGACUCUUUUAAAGAAAGAUUGAAUGCCAAUAACGAAGUUGUGAUAGGAAACAACGACGGUAUGACAUCAGAGCAACUUUGGCCAUCUGACGUGCCUCGACUCAAGCAACUCGAGGUCUCUUGGUGUGGAUCCCUCGCCCUGAAGUCGAAGUCAUCCACUGAAACCAAUUCUGGGCUCCGUAUCAAACUACUUUUUGCCGCGCCACUGGCUUUUGGUGGAAGCGUGUCAACAUUCAGAGUCUUAGUCCAUCUUAUGCAGGAUAUUCACAAACGUGCUUUCGAUGAGUCAACGGAUUCGAGUUCCCUGGACCUGACAGACAACCAGUUUUGGGAGUGUCUUUAUGUUGGAGGUCUUGGACCUAUAUGGGGCUUCAAAAGCGUCGAAGAAGUAAAGCAUCGAUUUUCUUGGGUCCUGAGGUCCAUCAGAACAGGCUACCUACCGACAGAAGCAGCAAAAAUACGAGGAAUACUUCUGGAAGUACUUUCGGGAUCUCUACUGAAGUCAGGAGUGCACCCAUACACUUACACUGGCGGGAUUGAUUCGACUAAAUACCUGAAUCCUGACUUAUCACCUGAAUGGGUCGAAGGGCUUCUCGAAUCCCUCGGUGUUCUGCCAAGCGUACAGAAGAAGCUCGAACAUGAAGGCCUGGACAUGCGGUGUCAAUGGGUAUGCUCUUCUUAUGGUAUUUUGAUUACUUAUAUAUGGGAGGAAGCUGGAUGUGAUUAUGGCCGGGGUAUUGCUGAUCCUCAGGUCAGUGAUAGAGUUGCUGUUCAAAAGCACAAAAGCCAAAGCAGCUCACUGGUGUCCAACAAAGAUUCUCUCCACUACGUGAGCAAACCAGUUGUGCAAAACGAAGAAACGACCAGUUCCCCCGGGGCAGUUUACAGCUCCGGAGCUGGCCGAAAGCGACAAAGACCUUGGAAAAUGCUGGAUCAGUCGACGUAUUCUGAAGAGAGACCCCAAAAGCGACGCGCGAUUGAACGAAUUGCGGCAAUGAAAGGGGGAAUUAUUUCGACUGACAUUAGAGCUGAGGACAGAGAGACCGAAAGAGAUCUUACCAAAGAGUGGGUUGGGAGAAGACAAAGGACAUCCAUGGGAGGCCAUGGCAUCACGCAAACCUCUCUUGAAGCUGUGGGGGAGUUAGACCUGAGCACCGGAUUUCCUACAAACUCAGAGGUCACUGACGAUUCAAUUUUCGAACCUAUUGGUGAGACUGCCGCACAGUCGGGAGGUAGACUUCCAGGCUAUAAUAGGUUCACAGCUGAGCAAGACGCUUAUAUGUUGGCACUCCUGAAGCAAAAACCCACUUGGGCAAAAGUUGCCAAAUCAAUGACCGACAAAUUUGGGUUUCAACGCGCUGCGACAACGGUAAGAAAAAGAGCUAAGCGCCUAGGCCAAAUGCCAAGACGAGAGACAAAAAGGUAUACCAAGAAAGAAGACUCACUCUUGAAGCACCUGCUAGAGCAGGAUACGCCACUGAGCGUCAUCGCGUCAGAAAUUCAAGCCAAGUUCGGCGUUCAGCGUACUGAGCGAGGUUUGAAAGACAGACAGUCUAAACUAGGAUACGUGGGCGGUGACUACAAGCAAAGGCCCUGGACAAAGGAGGAGGAUGCUCUGCUUACUCAGGCCUGGAAGGAAUCUGUCAAGCCUACAGACGUUUUUUCUCGGUACAAGAGUCCAUCCAAACUCUUCUGGGAUGAGAAUUUCGGAGAUGGUGGUCAAGUUCCAUAG